Chironomus riparius is the source of this 11299-nucleotide messenger RNA. The record is from the annotation of a GenBank genome assembly. NCBI's taxonomy places the organism in Eukaryota, Metazoa, Arthropoda, Insecta, Diptera, Chironomidae.
UUGAGGCACUUAAAAGCAUUAGGACGAAUUUUGGAGGUAAAAAUCGCCUCUGACCCACGUUUUGGAAAAAUUUCUUCAAUUUUCUAUGGAUUUAGUGAAAAGAAAUCAUUAAAUCCCCUAAAUUUUCUGUUCAUACUUGCUUUGCAAGAUCUGUCCUGCAAUAGAUUUUUACUACUCUUCUGCUUUGUACACCACCUCUUUCUUGCCACAACCCUGCCAUCGACUCACGAACGACGAACACUUAAUUUUAUUUAAAUUUACCCAUUUUAUGCAUGCAUGAAUAAUUAAUAGAGACAUCAAAUCAAUAAUUCAAUGCAUCAGUGGAUAAGUACAAUUGUAAAAUGAAUGAGAUUGACUUAAAUGUUAGGUAAUGAAUUCCACAAGAUUUGAGUAUGAAAUCCUGGCAAAGAGAACACGAAAAAAAACGUUUCCCAAAAAAUAAGUUCGAUAUAAAAAGAAUUUAUGAUUUUGUUUGGCUUCGCGAAAAGAUUUAGACUAGAAGAAAAAGCAGUGAGUGAACACUAUCAGAAGUGAAAGGAAGAAUUAUAAUUGAAGGAACCAAAAUUUACCCAUUUUAAUCCAUAAAGAGUAAUAAAGACGUAAUCAAACGGUUGUAUCACGUGAGAAGACGUUACAGUACUAUAAUAGGCAACUCGUAGAACAAUUAAAUACCUUGUUGUACGUGUCUGUUAUCAUAUAGCCUCCAAUUAAACGUGGAAUCGCAACCAACUCGGCAAAGAACGAAGUUAUUAUUCGGCAUUUGAUAACAGAAAAAUAAAUUUACGCAAAUAAAUUGAACUAUUACGUUGACUGUAGCUUUAGUAGCAAUUUGGCAUUCCUUAUAGUCUGUUUUAUGAAAGUAUUAAGGUAGAAUUAGAGUGAGAUUAUGUCUGAUGUGAUAAUCGGUUGUGAUAAUUCUUAUUAACAUAUUAUAAAUUAAUAAAUAUAUUCUUGGACACGGAAAAGUCGCAUCUAAACGAUAAAAAAUGAUCUAUUUAUACUUGAGUGUCUUAAAUUGCUAUGUGCCCCUACCGAGUGCCUCUGAAACGGAGCAACAGACAGCAUUAGAGAAGCAGACUAUAGAAAAAAUUGUUCUGGUGUCAGGUGAAGAUACUCAAAGUGUCCACAGUGAAAGUGAUAACGAAGGUGUUAGUACAAUCGUUGAGUCAGUGGAUGUCGUUGAUAAAGUUAUCAAUAAAGUUACGGAUGACAUUGUUAAAAUUUUAUCAUCAAAUGAUGCCGAUAGUAAGAAACUCUUAGAGACUGAUAUUGACCAAAUUGGUGAGGAAGUGAUUGAAAUUCUCAGAGAAAAGUCAGUGGAACGUGAUGAAAAUUUGAAAAUAUCCCUUGAUGAUGCAACAAGUAAAAAUAUAGAAGUGAAUACUGACACAAUUGAAGCUGAAAAAAGUGAGACAGUGAAAGAAAUUAUUGAAGAAAAAUCUGAGAAAAUUGACGACGAGAAAAUAAUUGAAAAUUUGCAUGAGGAAAAAGUAGAACAGACAACGGCAGUUGAAGAAGAAAAAGAAGAAUCGUCAGAGAAAAUUGAAGCUCCAAAAGUCGAGUCCGAGGAUAAACAGAAGGAAACAUUAAUUGACGAGGAUUUAUUACCAAAAGAAGCUAUUGCUAGCUUUAAUGCUGAGCAAAAUAAACCGCCAGUGCCAAUACAAACAUAUUUGUGGGAAGAUAUCAAAAGAUCAAAGGAACAAGUAAGUGAUGAUCAUGGUGGAUAUCCCUGGACACAUUUAUAUAAGAGGCCUUUAGGUGAGCACGAAGAACCAGAAGUUAUUUUAACAUACGAUCGUUCACCGAAAUCAGGUCGACGUAGUCAACCUGAAACACCGAAAUCUCAGAAAAAAGUUCGCAUUCAAGAUGAGGUAGAGACAUGCGAAGAGAAAAUUGAAUUACCAAGAGAGGAACCAAAGGAGGAAAAUCAAAACGAAACAGAAUCACAAGAAACAGCCGUUGAAGACAGUUUACAAGCUGAGACAGGGAGUGUUGAUAUAAAGAAAUCACCAAAAAGCAUUUUAAAAAAAUCACAGAAACUUCUUGACAAUAUCAAACCAAACACAUCGAAAUUCGAUUCCGAUUCAUUAAAAAGAAAAAUUAAGUCACCUCUUCAAAAAAUUAAGAAGAUGGCUGAUAAUCAAAUAUCAAAGGUUAAAAAGUCUUCGAUAAAGAAAAUUCCAGUCGCUAAGGAUGAAAUUGUAUUAAACGAGAAGCUUGAAAUUUUAAAAUUAAAAGAAUCGCCAAAAUCAAAUCACCGAGAACUGCCAGCAUUUAUCGUCAAACAAGACAGUGAUGAUACAAUUGACAUUGUUGAUCUUGAGCAGUCACCAUCUGAAAGUCGUAAACAGCGGCUGAUUGAAAGCGGAAUUGUAACACCAGAUGAGAUCAUUAAUUUACCCGUAAGUACAGUUAAUAAUACUCAAGAACUUAAUUCAUGCAAAAAAUCAGAUAAUGAAGAAUCUUAUGAGCACAAACACGACCAUAAACAUAAUGACAAGGAAAUGUCACCAACAACAAUCAUCAUUCAUAAUCGAAAAGAGCACAUUUAUGAGGAAAUCGAUGACUUUGUUUCAAAAAUUGCAUUUGAUCCAGAACAUGUAGAUCGAGUUACUUUCCAGGAAGAGAAAAAUCCUCAGAACGUCGAUCUUACAAAACAUGACAACAUUACAGAUCCAAUGUUUGAUGAAUUCUCACGUGAGAUGAAUAAAAAAAUAAGAAAGUCGUUGACAUCACAAGAUGAUUCGAUUAAACGCGAAUUGAUUAAGAGAAACCCAAAAAUCGAGGAUUUAGAAAAACAAAUGUCAGAUGAUUACAAAGAGGAACAGAUUGGUGAUUUUGAUGAUAUUGAUGUUCAUAUCAAAAAUCCACGUUCUCUAGCUCCGUUAUCAUCAGUUGACUCUACAAUGUCUCAUGAUGAAACUGAUGUAGCCAAGAAAGCUGAUGACAAGAAGCUGGACGAUUCGUUCGUCCAUAGACAUAGUGAGAAGGAAAUGUCACCAACUACAGUCAUAAUUCAUAAGAAAAAGGAAAACCUUUAUGAGGAAAUUGACGAUUUUAUUGCCAAAAUCGCAUUUGAUUCCGAACAUGUGGAACGAGUUAAAUGCGUUGAUGAGAAAAAUCCUCAUGAUGUUGAUCUUGAAAAGCAUGACAAUAUUGUAGAUCCAAUUUUUGAUGAAUUCUCAUGUGAAAUGAACCGAAAAAUUAGAAAAUCAUUCUCUCAUGAUCACGAUGAUUCUAUCAGACAGGAACUUGCUAAGAAAAUUCCCAAAAUUAAGGAUCUAGAGAAGCAAAUGUCAACAGACUCAACUCAUUCAGAUCGAGAGCCAUAUGUCCAUAAACACGAUGAUAAGGAAAUGUCAUCAACAACCGUAAUAAUUCACAAAAGAAAGGAAAGCUUACUCGAGGAAAUUGAUGACGUUGUCGCGAAGAUUGCAUUUGAUUCCGAAAAUGUAGAACGUGUUCAUUAUGAAGAAGAAAACCCACAUGAUGCUGAGCUGUCAAAGCAAGAUAACAUCACAGAUCCAAUGUUUGAUGAAUUCUCAUGUGAAAUGAACCGAAAAAUUAGAAAAUCAUUCUCGCAUGAUCAUGACGAUUCUAUCAGACAGGAACUUGCUAAGAAAAUUCCCAAAAUUAAGGAUCUAGAGAAGCAAAUGUCAACAGACUCAACUCAUUCAGAUCGAGAGCCAUAUGUCCAUAAACACGAUGAUAAGGAAAUGUCACCAACAACCGUAAUAAUUCACAAAAGAAAGGAAAGCUUACUCGAGGAAAUUGAUGACGUUGUCGCGAAGAUUGCAUUUGAUUCCGAAAAUGUAGAACGUGUUCAUUAUGAAGAAGAAAACCCACAUGAUGCUGAGCUGUCAAAGCAAGAUAACAUCACAGAUCCAAUGUUUGAUGAAUUCUCAUGUGAAAUGAACCGAAAAAUUAGAAAAUCAUUCUCUCAUGAUCACGAUGAUUCUAUCAGACAGGAACUUGCUAAGAAAAUUCCCAAAAUUAAGGAUCUAGAGAAGCAAAUGUCAACAGACUCAACCCACUCAGAUCGCGAGCCAUAUGUCCAUAAACAUGAUGAUAAGGAAAUGUCACCAACAACCGUAAUAAUUCACAAAAGAAAGGAAAGCCUACUCGAGGAAAUUGAUGAUGUUGUCGCGAAGAUUGCAUUUGAUUCCGAAAAUGUGGAACGAGUUCAUUAUGAAGAAGAAAACCCGCAUGAUGCUGAGCUUUCAAAGCAAGAUAAUAUCUCAGAUCCAAUGUUUGAUGAAUUCUCAUGUGAAAUGAACCGAAAAAUUAGAAAAUCAUUCUCUCAUGAUCACGAUGAUUCUAUCAGACAGGAACUUGCUAAGAAAAUUCCCAAAAUUAGGGAUCUAGAGAAGCAAAUGUCAACAGACUCAACUCAUUCAGAUCGAGAGCCAUAUGUCCAUAAACACGAUGAUAAGGAAAUGUCACCAACAACCGUAAUAAUUCACAAAAGAAAGGAAAGCAUACUCGAGGAAAUUGAUGACGUUGUCGCGAAGAUUGCAUUUGAUUCCGAAAAUGUAGAACGUGUUCAUUAUGAAGAAGAAAACCCACCUGAUGCUGAGCUAUCAAAGCAAGAUAAUAUCACAGAUCCAAUGUUUGAUGAAUUCUCAUGUGAAAUGAAUAAAAAAAUUAGGAAGUCAUUCUCUCACGAUCAUGACGAUUCUAUCAGACAGGAACUUGCCAAGAAAAUCCCAAAAAUCAAGGAUCUAGAGAAGCAAAUGUCAACAGAAUCGACUCAUUCUAAUAAAGAACCUUACGUCCACAAGCAUGAUGACAGAGAAAUGUCACCAACUACAGUCAUAAUCCAUAAAAAUAAAGGGGAAGUCUAUGAAGAGAUUGAUGACGUCGUUGCAAAAUUUGCAUUUGACAGUGAAAAUGUUGAACGAGUCAAAUAUGAGGAAGCGGAUCCUCACGAGGUUAAGUUGACAAAGCAAGAUAAUGUAUCGGACCCAAUGUUUGAUGAAUUCUCACGUGAGUUAAAUAGAAAGAUAAGAAAGUCAUUAAGCUCUCAAGAUGACUCGAUUAGACAAGAAUUGAUGAGAAAGGUUCCGAAAAUUGAAGAGCUUGAAAAGCAAUUAUCAGAUGAGGAUAGGGAAGAGAAAAUAGAACAAGUCGAUGACAUUGAAGUUGUUAUAAGAAGUGCUCAUCUAUUAGCACCAAUCUCAUCAAUUGAUUCAACAUCAUCUGAUGAAGAUCGGAGAGCGCAGCUGUCGAUUGUUGCCGAGGAAAGUGAAACAAGUGACAGUUUGGCAAAGAAGAAGUCAUUUGAGACAGAACCAUCUGUUGAUAUUCAUGACGUAGAAAGUUUGAAAAAUGAUGAAUCUGACGUGAGUACAUUGAUUGAUGAUAUCAAAAUUGAAGUUGAAUCUCCAAAGAAGGAAUCUCAAGAUAUAUCGCCAAAAGAAGAAUCUCCACAACGAAUUGAGGAAAAAGAUUUUAGUGAAGAUGUAGAUUUAAAAGAAAACGAAGCUCCGACACCAAUUAAAAUCAAUCCAAAGUGGUCCAAGAUGAGUGAUCAUGAAUAUGAGCCAAUAGGCGAACCGAUGCUUGACGAACACGAAGCGGCUGAUGACUCACAAUCGAAUGAUAAACAAAAACGAAAGAGCUCAGAUCCGUUAGAACAAGGAAAUGAGAAAAAAUUAUUGAGAUCACCGUCUGAUGAAAGCGAAGAUAAUAUAAGCGCACAAGAUUUUCAAGAUCAAAUUGAAAGUCGAUUCUUUAGGAAGGAAAUUGAGCCAAUAUCUGAUAAUGAGGACCAUGUACAUGAAGAAGAUAUAUUUGAGGAAGCAGUCAUUAUUGAUGAAGAGCCUGUGGCACGUGAAGUGCCAAAGAAAAAGAGCUUUAUGGAAAGUGCUCAGAAUUCAGGUAAAAGUUUCCAAAAGAAAAUAAAGGCAACAACUACUUCCAUAAAAACAUCUUUAAAUAAUAAAAUUAAGAAGAAACCAAAAGAAAAACCAGUCGCUGUUGAGGUUGCUCAUGUUGAAAAAGAUGAAGAGCCACAAACUGAGGAAAAUGUAGUGGAGGAGAAGGAAGCUGUUGAAUCAAUCACCAUAAAUGUUCAAGAAGCUGAAGAGGAAGCUUCAAAAUCCAAGAAAUCAAAAAUGUCAAAGUUUACAAAUAGCAUUAAAAAGCCAACAAUGCCAAAGUUUAAUAAACCACAAUUUAAAAAGCCACAAAUGCCAAAAAUGCCUGACUUGAAAGUCGCUGAAAGAUUUGGAAACCUUCGUAAAUUAGGUAGAAGUAAGUCAAUGAAAGAAUCAUCAAAUGGAGACUCGACAUCAUUAAAUACCCAAGAAGCUGCAUCUGCAGAGCCAACAUCCAAGAAAAAGUUUGAUUUUGGAACCUAUCCACGUCUUAUUAGAGAUAAGUUUAAGCGUCCAAAAUUACCACAACGCAGUGAUGCUAGUAUGGUUUCUGAAUCGCCUGCUCCUGAUGAAGAUUUCAACAGAGUUCCACAAGCAUUUGCUCAACGUGGACCUGUUGCUUCAAGAUGGCCAGAAUACAUAGAAGAAGAGCCUGGCAAAUAUCAACAUUUUGAUAGUGAAAGUGAUCUGGAUAGAGAUCGCAUGGAAUUUGAGCGCGAAGAAGUUCGUCAUUUAAUGACAGACGAACAACGUCAACUUGAUGAUAUGGAUAGAGAAAAUUUCCAAAUACAUUUGAUGGCUCAACAGGAGAAAUUCCGUAAACCUUAUAUUGAGAGACAAGGAUCGGAUGUUGCAUCAGAAGAUGACAAACUAAUGUGGAGUGGAAUGCUCAAUAAAAAUGUUAAGGAAGAUGAGGAAGAAUUUGAACAAAAUGCAUUACGUUUUGAUGAAGAUUACAAGUUUAACUUAGAGGCUUACAAUACCCAAAACCUUAAUCGUUCAUCAACUCCUCAAACAAAUCAAGAAACUCAAAGUUCAGGCAGUUCCGGUGUAAGACGACGUGGAGGAUUCUUAGAUGAUGAUGACGAGUAUUUCUUACGUGAACAAAGGGAUACAAAUAAAGUUGGUGCUGGUGGAGAUUAUAUCGAUUCAGCUAUCAAAGAGGGUCUUGGAUCAGCUAAUGAAAAUGCUUUGACAAAUAUAGGCAGCUAUGAUGAUGAACUUCCAGAAGAACAUCAUGAAUUGACACCAGAUAAGCCAACACGUUCACUAAAACGUAAAAAGAAGAGCUUGCCACAAGAAGAAGAAGAAUAUAAUGAAAACAUUCAAAAUGAGCCUGUUGCAUUUGAUUUUUAUAAGACAUAUCCACCACACCGACCAACAAGAAAUAAAAAGUCAAUAAGUAUGGAGCCUGAAGAUGAUAUUAAUUUUGAACAUGAAAUUCUUGAUGAUUCCUCUGACAUUCUUGAUGAGAAUGAAUUGGGAACAUUUAAAGGAAUUGAACAUCCUGAUUUGGCAUAUUUGCAAGACGAUUUUGAUAAUGAUCUUGAUUAUAACGCACCAAACUUGCCAGUUCCACCCACACCACCACGAAGAAGGAAAAAGAAAAUUCAUGGAUUGCAGCCACAUGGCUUUAUGUCACUUAGAAAUGAGCAUCUUUCACAAAAACAGAAGCCACUACCCGUUGAACAUAAUAAUGAGAUCAUUGUGUAUCGUCAAGAGCACAACUUUGUUCCACUGGCACAGGAAGAACGAUUAACAACUCCAACACCAACACCAAGACGAACAAGAUCACGUUCACGCUCUCAAGUUUCAGCUUACACAUUAGAUGACGCUGAAUCAUUUAAGAAAGAUUCAGUUGAUGAAUUCAAUAACAUGAUGAUCCAUGAUAAUAAGGAAAAUGACUAUGCAGUAAUAAAGAAGGAAACCCCUCCAAAGGCAGCAGUAAGACGAAAGCGAUCAACAAAGUCACUAGGAGAUAAGCAGUUUGCAACUCUGCCAUUGAUGCCACGUAGAAGUGAUCAUGAACUAGUUCCACCUCGUCCUCCAAGAAAUUAUAGCACUAUUGCUCACGAGAAGCAUAUUAAACCCGAUAAGCCACCAAGAAGAAAGUCUGCAAGCAGUUUGGUUGAAAUUUCAAAAACUAUAAAAGAUGAUGAUUAUGAGGAAAUAUUGGAUACUAGUGCUCAAGAUAAUCGACUUUCACAUAGACUUCAAUCGGGAGCUAUAAUUAAUAAGAUGAAAGACCGUCCACUUCCACCACCACCACGUCCUAAACGUGAAAACAAAAAGCCAAGAAGAGACACGAAUGAUGACGAUAAAUUUGAUAAUGAUGAAGGUGGUGCUGAAAGAAUUACAGAGCCAUUAACAGUCAACGUUGAAAUAGUUGAUAAUUUAGUGGAAAGACAACCUGCUCUUUUAAUAGAAUCGACUCAAACAGAAAGUAUCAAAGAACCUUUAAAGGAUAACGAAGUGAAAGUUGAAAGAAUUGAAGAUAAGUUCUUACCACGACAAGAAUCAGAUUUUUCUGAACCUGAAAGACCAAUAGAAGUUGAAGUAUCUACACAAACUGAUCCCCUGCCGUAUGAUGAGUUCGCAAUGGAUGAAGACGAGGAUGUAGAUAUUGAAGAGUUUCUUGGACCUGAUGGUAAAGUAAAGACUUUAGAAGACAUUUUAAAAGAGGAACAAGAAGCAGAAAUUGAAAGAGCAAGACAAUUAGCAGAAGCAGAAAAUCUCUCAAAAGGUAUUCAAAGAUUUAGAGAAACCAGCCAAAGAUCACUUUCGGAGCACACAAGAACUUCAAGAUCCUUAAGUCGACCAAUCACUCCAUCAGCUGUCGUUGUUGAGAGGAAAAAGUCAUCUCCAAUUGUAUUCGAAAGACAAGAACAAAUUUUGACUGAAGCUGGUCUUUUUAUUCAUCCUAUUACUUACGAUGAUUUCGGUAUUCCACCAGUUGAGGGAGAACAACAACCCGUUGACGAACAGCAGGCAGUAGUACAAGAAGAAAUUGUAGAUUUCAAUAAUAACUUACAAGCUGAAUUAAAUGCAAGGUUGGAAGAAAAUCUAACAAGUGCAAGUCCAGAGCCUGAUUAUGAUGAGAUUAUCAAACAAGCUCAAUUGAAUUAUGGUGGUGAUGAUGAAGGAGAUGAUGAAUUAGAUGCAGAAAUGCAGAGAAAGAUUGAAGAAAUGAUUGAGUCAGUCAUGAAUACAGCACGCGAAGAAGCCGAAUGGAUUAAAGAAUCAAAAGAAAAUUUAUCUGAAGAAAAGAUCAGUAAUAUUCCUAUAGAAACAGUUGAAGAACCAAUUACAAAAGUUGAAAAGACUUUCCAAGAAUCAAAACCACAGUCAGUCAAUAAUAUGUUCGAUGAAGAACCACCUUUACCGCCUCCUAGACGUAAAUCAAACAUCGAGGAAUCAAUUUUGAGAAGAGAAUUUAUUGUUGAUGAAGAUUUUGUUACCAAAGAGCCACCACUACCCCCAGUGCCUGUUGUUGCUACAGAGGAAAAAUCUGAAAUUAUUGAUGAACCAAUCAAAGCUAUUGAGGAACCGAUCGAAACUAUUGAGGAACCUAUUGAAGUUGUUGGGGAAUCAAUUGAAACUAUUGAUGAGCCAAUUGCUGUUGAACAAUCAAUUCAGACUGAUGAAGUAAUGAUAAAUGGGCUACAAGAAGUUGAAGAGCCAAGUAUUGCGAAAAUUGAUUAUGAAAAUGAAGUUGGAAUGUCACCAGAUAUUGAGCAAUCGGAAGCACAAGAAGAAGUCAAAGAACGACCAAUUGGUGAUUCCCAACUUGAAAUUUCACAAGCAGUUUCAGAAGACAGACCAUCUAGUCCAUUCCCAAGUAGAAUACAUCUAGCAAGUUUAGAAAUUGACAAUCUUAGUGUGACUUCUUUACAAGCUGGUCGAAUUACAGCAUCAGAAAUUGAUAGUCACUCAAUCGUUUGCAAUGAGUUUGAAUCAAAGUCAACCACUUUACCAGGACAAACUGUUCAAAUAGAGCUUCCACCAGGAUUAAUUGAAGAGAUUGUUGAGAGAGUAAGGAAUGCUGAUCGAGCUGAGAUGCAAUUGAUAUUAGCAGAACAACAAAAGAUGGUUGAAGAGGAGCACAAGUUUUCUGAAGAUCAACGAAUUGCUGAAUUAGAGAAGAGAAUGGUAGAUGACCAAAAAGCUAUUGAGUUGGAACGAAAAACUUUAGAAGAACAGAAAAUAAAGGAAUUAGAAAGGCAACUUGCUGAAGAGCAAAAGAUUUCAGAAUUGGAAAGAAAAUUAGCUGAGGAACAAAAGAUUGCUGAAAUGGAACGCAAGUUAGCAGAGGAACAAAGGAUCGCUGAUCUUGAACGAAAAUUAAGCGAAGAACAGAGAAUAGCUGAGCUAGAACGAAAAUUAGCUGAAGAACAAAGAUUUGCAGAAUUAGAACGAAAAUUAUCAGAAGAGCAUAGAAUAACAGAGUUAGAAAGGAAGCUAGCAGAAGAAAGGAGAAUCGCUGAUUUAGAAAGAAGAAUCGCUGAAGAGCAGAGAAAAAUUGCUGAACAGAAACAUUCAGCAGUAAAUGAACCACAAAUUACGCAGGAAAUUCGCAUUGCAGCUGAAAGAGCUCCUGAAACCAAAUCAGACGAGACUAAUCCACCAGAAAGACCUCCACUGCCUGAAGAUUACCAUCAAUCAUCAUCACAAAUCCCACAAUCGUUUUAUCAGUUUAGAGAAUUUUCAGAAGAAGACAGCAAAGCUCCACAUACAACUCACCAUCGUCGCCGAAAGCAUCAACCAAAGAAAAAAGAUUCUACUACAGACGAUGAUUAUCCAAAAGAUCCAAAGGAUCAACGACCAAGAAGUCGAGCUGGAACAUCAAGUGACCAAUCUGUAGCUUCUCUUGGUGGACAAUUCUUAAGAGCUUGUGGAAAUUCCUUAAUUGACUCUGGAAAUCAAUUAAUGGAAAUUUUACGUGCAAGCAGUAAAGAUGAGAACUACCACGAUUUACAUGUUGCCUUAAUUAUUUUAAUUGUUAUUAUUGCUGGACUUUAUUUAAUGAGUACAGGAGAUAAGUCAGUACAUCAUCAUCACUGGGAUUUCUUUAAUCCACCUGAGAAUCAAGGUCGUUAGUUAUUUAUAUACUUUUUAAGGAUUUAUAAUGUAUAAAAUCAUUCAUAUUCUUUUGUAAUCGCUUCUAUAUUUCUUUAAUGGAUCGACACUUUGUUACUUAUUAUCAUUUUUCUUUUUUGAGUGCUGCAUUUGUUUUUUCUCCUUUUUAUGUUUUACGAACAUACAUACAUACUAAUUGUUGCUUUUAUUAUUUUUCUUUUGUGAUCGAAUAUCUCUUUUUGGAACAAAGGUCAAAUAAAUCUAUUAAAGUUUGUAUGUUGUACUUAUUUCACCACUUGAAUCUAUAUAAUAAAAAUUAAAAGGUUAAAAAAAAUUAUCUA